Messenger RNA from Humulus lupulus (European hop), 933 nucleotides. RefSeq lists its product as uncharacterized. The transcript has 3 exons. The record is from RefSeq and is a predicted model, not a curated record. Lineage: Eukaryota; Viridiplantae; Streptophyta; Magnoliopsida; Rosales; Cannabaceae. The coding region runs from base 1 to 933 and encodes 310 amino acids.
AUGGGGGCUCGACAAGCCUUUCUCUCAGAGGCUUCAGUUGGCGAAGGGCCUCUGCGGUCUCGUCCAGGGCUUGAUUGUACUCCUCCAUCCUCACCUCAAAAUUCUAGAGUGUGGCGUGAAAGCACUCGAGCAUCUCACCCUCAUACUUCUCCAGGUCAAAUUCCUUCUCAACCUCUAUUUAAUGCGCAAGGGCAGUAUAUUGCUCAAUCCUCCAACUCCAAUGAUCACAAUGUUAAGGAGGUCAAUGCCAUCACAACUAGAAGUGGUAAAUUUUUUGAAGACUCAUCCAUAAUAGCCACCACUUCAAGCACUCCAAAGGCUUUUCUGGCAAGUGCACGACCCAAUGCUUCUUCAAAAGUUCCAUUUCCCCAGGCUUUGAGACCUGUUGGAAAAGUGUUGGCUUAUGCCCAAAUUAUAAAGGAUCUAUUCACUACAAAAAGGAAGCAUCAUGUCAAAAAGACUGCUUUCUUGACUGAACAAGCAAGAGCGGUGAUUGAACAAAAGACACCACCAAAAUACAAAGAUCUGCAUUGUCCUACAAUUUCCUACCAAAUUAGGACUCAUGAACUCAGCCAACCUUUACUUGACCUUGGCGCGAGUGUAAAUCUCAUGCCUUAUUCUGUGUACUCGCAACUAGAUCUUGGAGAAAUGAAGAAAACAUCUGUUCUGCUACAACUUGUUGUCCGCUCCAUCAAAAAACCUCGGGGUAUUGUUGAGGAUGUUGUAGCUCAAAUUGAAAAAUUCUACUAUCUCAUGGAUUUCCUUGUUCUUCAUACCCAUUCUGAGGUAAAUAUGGAGUAUAAAAUUCCUAUUAUCUUUGGAAGACCAUUCAUGGCUAUUGCAAAGGCUUUAAUCAAAUUUCGGAAUGGGCUGAUGAAUAUAUCGUUUGGAAAUAUGACACUAGAGGUAAAUAGUUUCCACAUUGGAAAGUAA